This is a messenger RNA of Hordeum vulgare subsp. vulgare (domesticated barley), 1760 nucleotides long. RefSeq names its product sugar transport protein 8-like. Gene Ontology annotation, cellular component: membrane. Gene Ontology annotation, biological process: monosaccharide transmembrane transport. The transcript is spliced from 3 exons. Gene Ontology annotation, molecular function: monosaccharide transmembrane transporter activity. Lineage: Eukaryota; Viridiplantae; Streptophyta; Magnoliopsida; Poales; Poaceae. The record is from RefSeq and is a predicted model, not a curated record. The coding region runs from base 1 to 1536 and encodes 511 amino acids.
AUGGCAGGGGGGUUCGUGACUGCAGAGGGCAAGACUGGCCACCGCCAGUUCAAGGGGAAGAUCACAUGGUACGUCUGGAUCUGCGGUAUCAUCGCUGCCACAUGCGGGUUGAUGUUCGGCUACGACAUUGGUAUCUCAGGCGGCGUGACGGCCAUGGACGACUUCCUGGUGAGGUUCUUCCCGACGGUGUACGCCCGGAAGCACCGUGCCAAGGAGAACAACUACUGCAAGUUCGACGACCAGCGGCUGCAGCUCUUCACGUCGUCGCUCUACCUGGCCGCGCUCGUCACGAGCUUAGGGGCGUCCAUGGUGUGCACGCGCUUCGGCCGCAAGCGCACCAUGCAGGCCGCCUCCGUCUUCUUCCUCAUCGGCGCCGGCCUGUGCGCGGGGGCCGUCAACAUCGCCAUGCUCAUCAUCGGCCGCAUCAGCCUCGGCGUCGGCGUCGGCUUCGGCAACCAGGCCGCGCCGCUCUUCCUCUCCGAGAUCGCGCCGGCGCACAUCCGCGGGGCGCUCAACAUCCUCUUCCAGCUCAACGUCACCAUCGGGAUCCUCGUGGCCAACAUCGUCAACUACUUCACGUCCAACAUCCACCCGAUCGGCUGGAGAUACUCGCUCGGUGGUGCGGGGGUCCCGGCGGCGAUACUGUUCCUCGGGUCCCUCGUCAUCACUGAGACGCCGACGAGCCUCAUCGAGCGCGGGCACCACGUGGCCGGCCGUGCCAUGCUGGAGAGGAUCCGCGGCACUAAGGAGGUGGACGAAGAGUUCGACGAGAUCAACUCCGCAUGCGAGACGGCGGCUGCGUUGUGCGCCGAGGAGAAGCCGUUCCGGCGGCUCAGGCGCCGCGAGAGCCGGCCGCCGCUGGUGAUCGCCAUCGUCAUGCAGGUGUUCCAGCAGUUCACGGGCAUCAACGCCAUCAUGUUCUACGCGCCGGUGCUGUUCCAGACCAUGGGCUUCGAGAGCAAUGCCUCUCUCCUCUCCGCCGUCGUGACCGGUGGCGUCAAUGUCCUCUCGACACUCGUGUCCAUCGUCCUCGUCGACAAGAUCGGCCGCCGCAAGCUACUCCUCGAGGCCUGCGUCCAAAUGCUCAUCGCCCAGGUGACGGUGGGAGGGAUCAUGUGGGUACAGGUGAAGGACAACAACAACCCUAGCCACUCGUGGGCGCUGGCCAUCGUGGUGUUGAUAUGCGUCUACGUGUCUAGCUUCGCGUGGUCGUGGGGUCCUAUGGGUUGGCUCAUCCCAUCGGAGACGUUCCCGCUGGCGACGCGGACGGCGGGGUUCUCCCUGGCGGUGAGCUCCAACAUGUUCUUCACCUUCGUGAUCGCGCAGGCGUUCCUGUCCAUGAUGUGCACCAUGCGGGCCUUCAUCUUCUUCUUCUUCGGCAUCUGCAUCGUCAUCAUGGGGGUCUUCGUCCUCACGCUGCUGCCGGAGACCAAGGGCGUGCCCAUCGACGAGAUGGUCGACCGGGUGUGGCGGCGGCACUGGUUCUGGAAGAGAUUCUUCGGCGACGCCGAUGAGGCCAAGAUUAAUAACUGCUAGCCAGCUGAUGAUGACGAUAAUGUCCAUCAAGUGAAGUCGCAUAACGAGACCUGCACAAAUAUUUUCCUUUCGUUUCUAAUCGACGAGAACUGAACUGAACGCCCUGUGGGUUGUGGCAUACUGACUAGAGCAACUACAUAGCAAUUUACAGUUUCUCCUGUCGCAUGCACUUGCAGUUCAGUUAAUCAAAGAGAGCCACGAGACAUACAGAUCUCUUCACUGAA